This is a messenger RNA of Marasmius oreades (fairy-ring Marasmius), 2762 nucleotides long. RefSeq lists its product as uncharacterized. Gene Ontology annotation, molecular function: ubiquitin binding; phosphatidylinositol binding. Gene Ontology annotation, cellular component: actin cortical patch. Gene Ontology annotation, biological process: actin cortical patch localization; endocytosis; actin filament organization. The transcript has 6 exons. The coding region runs from base 1 to 2613 and encodes 870 amino acids. The record is from RefSeq and is a predicted model, not a curated record. Lineage: Eukaryota; Fungi; Basidiomycota; Agaricomycetes; Agaricales; Marasmiaceae.
AUGAAAAAGUUCUUCAGCGGAGGAAAGCCAAAAGCUUCGUAUAAUGUGGUCGCAACUUCACCCAAAUCGAAUGACGGAGAAUCACCUUUACCCACCCCGAUUCACGCAGUCUAUACGCAGCCUCAGCAACAGUCACAACAGCGGAUGGACGGUACUCACGACGAUCCUUCCUACGACCCCGUAGAUUCGUUUCCUCAUCCUCAUCCUCUGGCUUUGGCUCCAUCGAGAUCAUCGUCCUACGGCAGUUUGCCACCAGGGGCAUCGCCCCCAGCACCACGUCCACCUAGUCCUCAUCAGCACCCAGUUGCACAAUUGGUUCAGGAAUUCACGACCCCUCAAACGUUGAGGAAGAAGAACCAACCUUCUAAUAUGAAUCCAUUAUCCAAUGCGAACUCCGGUACGAUGUUAGGUAUCUUGCGUGUAUUAGAACCGCAACAAACGUCUGGGCAUCAACAUUCAGCAUCGAACGAUGCGGCCAUCAUACCCCCUUCUACACGGCCGAGUCUGACCCUGGACCAGAGGUUUGCGUCUGUGAACUCAGUCGCGACGGCAAACUCUCUCCAUGACGGAGAGCAUGCGAAGGAUAAGGAGAAAAACAAGAAGGAAGGUGGAUGGCUGUCCAAGUUCACCGGGGAGCCCCGUGAAAAUCAGAAGGAGAAGGAGAAGGAGCAUCGGAGUCAAUCAUGGCAGCUCGUUCACCACGAAGAGCAGGGGGAACUCACUAGGUCCAUUGGUUUUCUUACUGCCACGGCAUCGGAGGAUUGGGGGUUGGUUUUGGAUGUCUGUGAGCGUGCGUCGGCAAACGAAGCAAAUGCCAAAGAGGCGAUCCGUGCACUUAAAAAGGAAUUCAAGUAUGGAGAGCCUGCUGCUCAACUCAGCGCUGCCCGGCUUUGGGCCAUUAUGUUGCGGAAUUCAUCGGAAUUGUUCAUUGGUCAAUCGACUUCUCGGAAAUUCUUUGACACCUUGGAAGAUCUGUUGUUGAGCUCAAGGACAAGUCCGGUCGUGAAGGAACGUGUACUGGACGUGCUAGCGGCGGCGGCAUAUGCCAGUGGCAGCAAGAAAGACACCGGAUUUCGAGGUCUAUGGAAGAAGGUCAAACCUCACGAUAAACCUGACGAGGGCAUGCCAUUCGACACCGACGACGCCAUGUUCAAUCCUCCGGUCCUGGCUCAAGUGCCUAGUGAUCAAGGACAACACACUGGCACACUUGAUAGUGCAAACCAUCCAGAUCAAAGUCAUCAUUUCGUUAAAAAUAGUGAGAGCCAUGGGAAGACGACCGACCAAACGAAUGCCAACGGCACUGCAGAUGCUACACCGCCUCCAACAAAAGACAAAGAACGGCAUAGGGAGCGUGACAAGGAAAGAGGAGAGAGACGUGAACGCGACCGGGACCGACACCGAGACCGGGAGCGAGACAAGGACCGGGAACCUCGAGAUCGUGAUAGACGAGAUUCGAACCGGGACCGUGAUCGUGAUCGUGAACAUCGUAGACAUCGUGACGACGACGAGCGUCGGAAGGAACGCAAACAUAAAAAACGCCACAAAUCACCAUCCGCUCGUAUUAUACCUCCUGAAGAAGACAUUAGACGUUUAUUCCAAGAGUGCAUCAUUGGGAAAGGAAAUGCUGGAUUGUUGAGUCAGGCCUUGGUGCACACUGUACCUGAGGACUUUGACUCGACGGACGGUGGCGGAGAUGUUAUCAAGGAGUUCCGCUUGAAGUGCAUAUCUUCGCAGGAGUUGAUUGCGGCACAAAUUAGUUGGGCUACUGCAGGCGCUGAACGAUCAAGGAAAGAGAAAGGUCAGGAUGUAGAAGAAGAGACGACGGAGGAAAAGCUGUUAGGCGAUCUCCUUGCUGCUAACGAGGAGCUCAUGAGUGCAUUAAAGCAGUAUGAAGAUCUUGAAAGGGUCGCCAUGGAGAGGAAAGCCGAAGAAGAGAGUCGGAAAGACGUGGGCGGAAGAGGAAGAAGAGCUGAAAAUGAACGCCAGCAACAUUUGGACAACUUGCGCAAUAACUCAAGUCGUGGCGGUCGGUCAUCUCGAAGUUCUUCACCACACCCGCUACCUCCGCCACCUGCCCAUUCUGCACGUGUACCUUCACCUUCGCGCACACCUUCGAGACCGUCCUCCGUCAUCUUAGGCCAGCCUCAUCAUCUUGCACCUCCUGCAGCACCCCACGGUCCUAGAAGCCCAGGUUUACGAACUCCUAGUCCCGGCGAAGGAGUGAGCGGUCUGAAACGAAUGAGCAUCCAGGAUCCUCAAACCACUAGUACUGAGAGCGACGACGAUUACAAUCAGCCAUUCAUCACACCCAGUGAGAAGGCGCUAGGCAAGAGAAGAUGUGCUGAUACUGAAGACGCGAAGUCUGAACAUGCUCGCCUACAGCAACAAAACCGUAUGCAGGACGAGUUCAACUAUAACGGUGUCAAUAUGUCGCCCACCGAUGACCGCUACAGUGUCAAUUACAAUUCGGAUGAGGACGGAAGCGAUGGGUAUGGGGAGCGAGGUGGCGGUGGUGGAUAUCAUCAUCACAAGCACCCUCCAGUGCAAUUCGUGUAUGAUGCAGCAGCGGAGAGGACGAGGCAAAGGCUGCUUGAAGGGAAGGUUGAGAGUUAGGUUGCACUCAACCUUUUCUUUCUUUCUUUCGGUUUUUCUUAGUUUUUCAGCAUUUUACUUGCAUGCAUGCAACACGCACACGUUUGUCGUUAUUUAUUUUUAAUGUAGCACUAGCACAUCUCUGCUGUUGGCAAUAGUAUGGCUGAUGA